Messenger RNA from Harmonia axyridis, 2433 nucleotides. RefSeq names its product mitochondrial intermediate peptidase. Gene Ontology annotation, molecular function: metalloendopeptidase activity. The transcript has a single exon. Gene Ontology annotation, biological process: peptide metabolic process. Lineage: Eukaryota; Metazoa; Arthropoda; Insecta; Coleoptera; Coccinellidae. Gene Ontology annotation, cellular component: mitochondrion. The record is from RefSeq and is a predicted model, not a curated record. Bases 153 to 2279 code for a protein of 708 amino acids.
AAAUUUUCUACUGUUAAGAAAAGUCAAAACAAUAGAAAAAAGUUAGGUUGUGUAUUUUCGAUAUCAAUUCCAAAAAUACAAAAUUCUGAACAUGAGGAAUAAAAAGCUAGCUAUCCGAUGGUUCAUUUCAAUUUCAACUUUUUGAGCAACGAAUGAUAAUAACAACUUCUUUAAACAUGUACAAAUUAUUGAGUAGAAAAUCAAUAAAACUGUUUCCUUAUAUUUCAAAAAGGAAUGUGGAGACAACUUUAUCUACUUUGGCAGAAACUUUCAAUUCAUCUUCCACCAAAAAUAACUAUGAAGAUAAAUCAACAACUGGAUUAUUCAAUGUACCAGAGCUUAACACAGCCUUUGGUUUUUUAAAACUCCAGACACAAUGUAUGAAUAAUAUCCAAGAUUUGCUUGGAGAAGCUCUAGAUUCGACCAGAAACAGGAAAAUGGUUGAAAUUUUUGAUGAAAUGUCAGAUUCGCUUUGUAGAGUAGCUGAUUUGGCAGAAUUUGUGAGAUUGGCUCAUCCUGUACCUCAGUUCCGACAGGCUGCUGAAAAAGCUUGUAUAAGUAUAAGUGAAAUUGUUGAAGAGUUAAACACAAAUAGAAAAUUAUAUGAUAAUUUGAAAAAGAGUGUAACAGAAGGUGAUGUGAAGAAGACAACAGAGGUGGAUCAUCUUGUGGGUGAACUUUUUUUAUUUGAUUUUGAACAAAAUGGUAUUCAUUUAUCAGAAAGUCUUAGGAAUAAAGUAGUUUCUUUGAAUAAUACAAUUCUCAAUCUGGGUCAACAAUUUGUUGCGGGGAGUGAUUCACCUAGAAUUAUAAAAAAGUCAGAAGUUCCGCCUUUUUGUCAAAAUUUAUUUAUUUCUGAUGGAGAUGAUAUUAUUGUUUCAGGAUUGUAUGUUGAUUCUCCCAAUUCUAUGAUAAGAGAAAUGGCUUACAAAAUAUAUUAUUAUCCUGAUAAACAUCAAGAAUUCCUUUUAAAAAAUCUUACAGAAGCUCGACAUUGUUUAGCAAAGACUUGUGGAUUUAAAUCUUAUUCAGAGAGAGUUUUGAGAGGAGGAACUAUGGAUAAUCCUUCUGAUGUGGUCAAAUUUUUAGACAUAACUUCUGCAAAUAUUGAGAAAUAUUCUACAUUAGAAUUUCAGUACAUGAAAACAAUGAAGGCAUCUGAAAAUAUUAAUAAUAAAGAAGUAAAUGUUUGGGAUGUACCUCAUUAUAUAAUGAAGGCUAAAAAGGAUUGGUUUAAAGUAUCCCAGGAAGACUUCAGUUCAUAUUUUUCCCUUGGUGCGUGUAUGGAAGGACUGAAUAAAAUUUUUCAAAAUUUAUAUGGAAUAUCACUUGUUAAUCAUCCCAUAGCGAAUGGUGAAAGUUGGUCAAGAGAUGUAUAUAAAUUAGCUGUUGAGCAUGAAAGUGAAGGGAUUUUAGGUUAUAUUUAUUGUGAUUUUUUUGAAAGACCUGGGAAACAAAACCAAGACUGCCAUUUCACCAUACAAGGAGGUAGAGAAUUGAAUGAUGGUUCAUAUCAGAUACCUAUUGCUGUUUUGAUGCUGAAUUUCCGACCACCCACAUGGGGAAUGCCUUCAUUACUGACCCCUCAUAAUGUAGAUAAUUUAUUUCAUGAAAUGGGACACGCAAUGCAUUCUAUGUUAGCUCGAACAAAGUAUCAACAUAUAACUGGUACAAGAUGUAGCACAGAUUUUGCUGAGGUUCCUUCAGUUCUCAUGGAAUACUUUGCUGCGGACCCUAGAAUAAUACGACUUUUCGCUAGGCAUUAUGAAACAAACGAUCCUAUUCCUGAAGAUAUGCUUCAACGACUUUGUGCCUCUAAGAAAGUUUUUAAUGCAUGUGAAGCCAAAAUGCAGAUAUUUUAUUCUGCAUUGGAUCAGUUUUUCCAUAGUGAAAAUCCAGAUUUUACAAAUAGUAAUAAAGUUCUUGCAGAGCUUCAUGAAAAAUAUUAUGGACUGAAACAAGUACAAAAUACAGCCUGGCAUCUUCGGUUCAGUCAUUUAUUUGGCUACGGAGCUAAAUAUUAUUCUUAUUUAGUGUCCCGCGCUGUAGCUUAUUCUAUUUGGCAAAAUUAUUUCAAAAAGGAUCCCCUAGAUAGAACUAAUGGUGAAAGUUACCGCAGAGAAUGUUUAGCACAUGGAGGAGGUAAAAAUCCAAAAGUACUUGUUGCAGAUUUCUUGAAAAUGGAAGUGUCACCUGAAAUUCUUGCGAAUUCAUUAGCUAAUGAAAUUGGUCAAAAUCAUGAGAUGAUAAUGAAGUUUAGUAGUAUGUACAGGACUUAAUUUGACUAUUUUUCUUCAUAGUUAUUUUAUCAUAUAAUAAUUGUAUAUCUUUUAAUAACUGAUCAUCUAAAUCUAUUUAAGGAAUGAGGAUACAUCAACUAAAAGGGUAUUAGCAAUACAAUGUUGUAUACAGUAAUUAUACUUAUUGAUGAAA